Molecule: messenger RNA, 1094 nt
Organism: Bursaphelenchus xylophilus (pine wood nematode)
Lineage: Eukaryota; Metazoa; Nematoda; Chromadorea; Rhabditida; Aphelenchoididae
Source: the annotation of a GenBank genome assembly
AUGACUUUAUUCAAGCAGAUUAGAUAUGGGACUCCGUUCUUCCCAAUGACGGUCACCAGAAUAUUGCCAUCCUUUCCUCCUAACUCGUUUUUUUCGAUUACUGACCCCGAAUCAUCUAAAGUGAAAGAAAUGGAUAUCAUGGUAAUCAUCUUCAACUUUAAAUUACCCUUUAGGGCCCUCGAUCUUCUGAAUCUAUCCUAAAAACAGUUGGUGUUCCGUCAGUCUCUGUCAUAGUGGGUUGCACAGAAUCCAUGCAGAAUCUGUAUCGAUGGCAACAACAACUUAUCUACAAGAUGGGAAGAGCUGGUUUCUCCCAGUAUAUGACAAGGCGAAUGAGGAUUGGGACCCGUUUUCAUAGCGUGGUAGAGGCUUUACUCAAAGAAUUGAAGGUUCACGGGGAAAUAAGGUCUACUCCGGAAGAGAUCUUAGCAUCAGUAAGGCAGAAUUAACUUUAAGAAAGAUGGUGAUGACUCUGUUGUUGAUGGAUUAAUUUUUAGAAACCAAAUUGGAGCGAACUGUCGGGGGAACUGACUCCUUAUUUUACCGGCCUGCUCCCAUUUUUGAAGAGCUUGAAUCCCAAUCCGAAUAUUAUCCUGGAAGGAAAAGUAGAUAAUCCUUUUCUUUGUUUCAAAGGCCGGUUUGAUGCAAUUGUGGAGAUUGAGUAAGUAACUUGUAUUAAUGAUGACAUCGGUUUAGUGGAGAGUUGACCUUGGUAGAUUGGAAAACUAUCAAUAAGGAGUCCGUUAAGAGCAACAACCUGACUGCUCAAACUCCAGAAGAUCUCUAUACGAAUCCCUUACAAUUGGCCGCAUAUGUUUCAGCUGUGAAUGCAUGUUCCUUAUAUUCAGAUCUUCCUCGAAUUCAGAAAGCUGCCAUUGUUUUGGCUUAUGAGAACCGAGAUACGGUAGAAGUGGUUAAAAUGGAUUUGGAAAGCAUACAAGUAAGUACGGAUCGGUAGUUUGUGAUAUGUUCAGGGUCAUUUCAAAGAAUUCUUGAGUCGAGUCAACAGAUUCUGGUGGGAUGUUGAACAUAAACCUGAAAAAGGGGGACUUCUCAACUUCGUUCACAAUCCUAAAGUAGAACAGGCGACAUAG